GAGGGGGAGAGAGAGAGGUCAGCAACAAACGGCACGCUUUGGCCUUGCUUCCUGAACUAACCAACCAACCUAACGUUUUUAUUUGGGGAACCUUUCUCACAAUUCUGGUUGCGUGUGUGUUAUGCUUCUUCUUCUUCAUCAUAUUCUUCUUGGCCAGCCCCUUCUUGUUUUGUGUUAUUGAGUUUAGCGAAUAUAGAAUCUCUAUUCUCGUCUUUUAUAGCAAACAAAAUAUAUCUAGUUUGUGGUUUUGCUUUAUGUUGUUCGUUGAGUCUUCUUCUUUGCUUUCUCUUUUGUGGGUUUGAAGAUCUUGCAUCUGGGUUUUAGUUUAGAAGGUUGAAGAUGUGGGUUUUAUUGGUUUUGAGCUCUGGUUAAGCAUUUUAUUAGUUUUUCCUGUUAAAUUUUUGGUGUUGAGAGUGGAAGAGAAGGUUGGUUUUAGUGUUGACAUGGAGGGUUGUUCAAAGAAUGGUGAGGCUAGUCGUCAACUGCUGGAUUUGAUUCCUAAAGAAAGAGAAUGGCUUAUGAUGGGAGAUGGAGAGAGAAGCCAGAGGCCUUUAGAGGAGAAGAAGCUUGAACUGAGGCUUGGUCCUCCAGGGGGGGAAGAUUGGUCUAUGAAUGUGAAAGAAACCAUAAAAAUGUCAGAAAGGGAUCACCAUGAGUCUCUUCUUUCUCUAGGCUACUUCUCCUCCCUCACUAACAAAAACAAUCACAACAACAACAACAACAACAAUGGCUUUUCAUUUCUUCAAUUCCCAUCCAUCCCAACAACAUCAACAAUCGCUACUGCAACUCCACAUAGCUUGCCUGUUAUGGCAAAGGAAUCCUCAAAGCCCUGUUGCACUAAAGUUGUAGACUUGCAGUCUGCACCAGAAAAGAAAGCAUUUUCUUCCCCAUCUCCUGCUAAAAAUAUAGCUAUGCCCACCAGCUCUCAGAAAAGGACUGCUCCUGCUCCACUUGUGGGUUGGCCUCCAAUUCGUUCAUCCAGGAAGAAUCUUGCAAACACAAGUGCUUCUAAACCACUUACUGAGUCUCCAAAUGUAGUCUCAAACAAGGGUAUUAAUGAAAAGCCAGUUGAAGCUAACAGGAAGAGUCUGUUUGUGAAGAUCAAUAUGGAUGGUGUUCCUAUUGGCAGAAAAGUUGAUCUCACUGCCAAUGACAGCUAUGAAAAACUCUCAACUGCUGUUGAUGAACUCUUCAGAGGUCUCCUUGCAGCUCAAAGAGAUUCCUGUGCUGGUGGAAUGGUGAACAAGCAAGAGGAAGAGAAAGCGAUUACCGGUGUAUUGGGCGGAAAUGGGGAAUAUACUCUUGUUUAUGAGGAUAAUGAAGGGGACAGGAUGCUUGUUGGGGAUGUCCCAUGGCAUAUGUUUGUAUCAACAGUGAAGAGGCUGCGAGUUUUGAAGAGCUCUGAAGUUUCGACCUUAACCCUUGGAAGCAAUAAGCAAGACAAGUUACUAGCUCGGUCCUGCAUUGAAACGAAGAAAGAGUUUUUUCUGUGAAGAUUCUCCACUAAAGUUUGAAGAAGAGAGACUUUGAUUUGUGUUCUCCUUUUGACAUUUUGUUUCCUUGUUUUGUAUGAACUCUGUUUCAAGCGCAGUAAAUAUAAUAUAUAUAAUCAAGUAGCAGCUAUGUUAUGUGUAAUUUUUGACAUCUUCCCAUUA
Molecule: messenger RNA, 1655 nt
Organism: Pistacia vera
Lineage: Eukaryota; Viridiplantae; Streptophyta; Magnoliopsida; Sapindales; Anacardiaceae
Product: auxin-responsive protein IAA18-like
Exons: 6
Coding region: 444-1493 (349 amino acids)
Biological process (GO): regulation of DNA-templated transcription
Cellular component (GO): nucleus
Molecular function (GO): protein binding
Source: RefSeq, a predicted model, not a curated record